GACUGGCCAUUACUGGUACCAGCAGUACUGGAGAAUGAAGAAAUUCCAGCCUCAGUCCCAGAAAACCUUGUCAAAGAAGCCAAGAGACAAGCUGGUGAUUUCUGAUAUGACACAGUUGCUGAAACACUUGUGUUUACUGGGCCAAAUGGAAAUGAGUCUUCACCCUUUAUCCCAUUCUUGCACCAUGCAGAAUUACUUGAUGUGCUUUGUAAGGAGUAUGGCCAUCAGGGUGUCCACAGUAUUCUUGACUUGCUCAGAGGACAGGGUUGGUGGCCUGGAACAUGAAAAGAUUGUGAGACAUAUUGUCAGACAUGUCCACAAUGUCAAAUCUUCUCUGAUCCAAGGAAAUGACAGGAGUUUGAAGAACAACACCCACUUCCACCAGUUGAACCAUUUGAGCAAUGGGGAAUGGACUUCAUCGGAAUGCCAGAGACCAGAGACAGUCACAAGCAUAAGUGGAUCUUGAUGAUGGUCAAUCAUGCCACAGGCUGGCCCAUUGCAAUUCCGAUGCGAAAGGCCAGAGGCCAACGAGUUGCCCGGGAGAUUUGGGACCAGAUCGUUAUGCACUAUGGAGUGCCAAGUGAAAUCCUCACGGACUGUGGAAAGAACUUCCUUCCUCCAGUUGUGUCUGAAUUCCUGAAGAUUGCAAAGAUCAGACGGUUGACUACUUCAGGAUAUUAUACAAUGGGAUCCUUGAGUCAUAUCUCAAGAAGAUGAAUACCACAGGAGAUCCGACUCGAUGGAACGAAUUUCUUGAUGCUGCACUAUUUGCAACUCGAGUCCGACAGCAAACCACAGCCAAGUGGUCACCAUUUGAGUUGUUGUAUGGUCGAAAGCCUCGGUUGCCAUUUGACCAGCCACUUCUCCGUGCCCCAGAUGCUGCACUCCCAGGGGAUGCAGAGCACUCGGAACGGCACUUGCAAAUGCAGAAGGCUCGAGAACAAGCUUCGGAGCGAGGGCACUAUCCACAUGGACACUUACGACCAGGCUUGGUGAAUGGAAACCGUCUUCGACUUGCUCAUCUCCGAGAAGAUGAUACAAACCAUCGUGCUUGGGUCUUGCCAAACGCAACACAACGGCAGUGGUCGAAGGAAGACAAGGAAGCCGCUUCACAGGCUGUUGUCCGUGCCAUGCCUUCAAUACGAAUUAUCGGUCGCUUUGCCAAUCCAAAUACCGGGUCUGCACCAGUGACGGUUGCAGAGGACGAAUCACAGAAUACACAGCGAACAGUUAUGCCAAGACGGAGAUCAUGACCCAUGGGUCAAGAUCACGGAAUUCCGCAAACUGUUCCAGUGAAACAAAGGCCACAGACUCGAUUCUAAACCGAUAACACAAACAAUACCCCAAGACUGCAGGUCUUGGGUUACAAUCCUCCAGACGGAGGUCCGAUUCCCUCAACCUGAAGCCCCGGAGCAACCCAAACAGUCGCCUGCACAGAUGUGCGAAGUUAGUAAAUCCGAUGCAAAAGGUGGUCCACUGACUGCAUAUGCAUGUCCAGUCCUCCAGAUGGAGGUCCAGAAUGCAGUACACACCAGCCUUACCAGGACGCACCAAAACUCGAAGCAAUCCCGGCAGACGACAGACACAGAGCAGAGCCAGAAAGCAAAUUCCGUCUCAAAAUCACAAAAACCCAUCCAUCCAGCCCAAGAACAGCUCAGAUCAGCCCAGAAACCAGCCAGAAUCAUCUCC
Dacryopinax primogenitus is the source of this 1689-nucleotide messenger RNA. RefSeq lists its product as uncharacterized. Gene Ontology annotation, molecular function: nucleic acid binding. The transcript has 3 exons. Bases 714 to 1253 code for a protein of 179 amino acids. NCBI's taxonomy places the organism in Eukaryota, Fungi, Basidiomycota, Dacrymycetes, Dacrymycetales, Dacrymycetaceae. The record is from RefSeq and is a predicted model, not a curated record.